Oncorhynchus tshawytscha (Chinook salmon) is the source of this 3243-nucleotide messenger RNA. RefSeq names its product mitochondrial intermembrane space import and assembly protein 40. Gene Ontology annotation, molecular function: protein-disulfide reductase activity. The transcript is spliced from 3 exons. Lineage: Eukaryota; Metazoa; Chordata; Actinopteri; Salmoniformes; Salmonidae. The coding region runs from base 201 to 848 and encodes 215 amino acids. The record is from RefSeq and is a predicted model, not a curated record. Gene Ontology annotation, biological process: protein import into mitochondrial intermembrane space. Gene Ontology annotation, cellular component: mitochondrial intermembrane space.
CGAACUGCUGCACAAAUCACCAGUGACUGCCCGGAUGACGUCAUGAGACUGCGUCCAGAAAUCGAAGCAAAGAGAGGUCAAAGGAAACGGAAACCGGGCGGUUAUUAGUUAUAUGGCUAUGUUCACUGCAGCUAAUUGUACAAAAACCGUCGUUGCUUCUGAUCUAAGUAGUGGACCAACGGAUAUCACCACCGUCUGUCAUGUCGUACUGUAAAGAUCGCAUCAUCUUCGUUACCAAGGAAGACCAUGAAGCACCUAGCAAUGCUGAGCUCAUUGCAGAUGACCCCAAUGACCCCUACGAAGACCAGGGCCUGAUUCUGCCUAGUGGGGAGAUCAACUGGAACUGUCCAUGCCUGGGAGGGAUGGCUAGCGGGCCCUGUGGCACACAGUUCAAGGAGGCCUUCUCCUGCUUCCACUACAGCAAUGAGGAGGUGAAGGGUUCAGAGUGUAUCGACAACUUCCGCGCUAUGCAGGAGUGUAUGCAGAAGUACCCCGAGCUCUACCCACAGGAGGACGAGAACGAGGGAGUCGCCGCGGGAGGGGCUGAUGCUACUACCGUGGGAGGGGCUGAUGCUACUGCCGUGGGAGGAGCUGAUGCUACUGCCGUGGGAGGGGCUGAUGCUACUGCCGUGGGAGGGGCUGAUGCUACUGCCGUGGGAGGGGCAGAUGCCACUGCGCCUGCGCCUGCUGAGGGCUCUGCCCCUGUUGAUUCUACUUCACCUGAGCUGGCAGAGGACUCGUCCUCAGCACCAGUGGCGUCUAGUGACUCAACCCUGUCCUCCCCAACACCUGAGUCUGCCCCGUCAUCCGACAAUACACCCCCCACAGACAGCCAGGCUGCGAGCUAAAAUCACCCACUCUCCACCAUCCCCCGGUCUCUCCCUGAAACCACUGCCGUGCACAGACCACUCUCUGGGGAGAUCAGCUUUGUCAACUGAUGCCUUAGACCUGUUCUCUUGGUUCAACAUUCAUCACGAGGGAGAAUUACUUUUAAAGGGGGCCUAGAACUGCAGAGGUGUUAAGUCUCCUACAGGGAAUAUGCUGUGAGAAGAGGAGGACAAUACAAAAGAAAUACACAUCUUUUUUCUUAUGCUUUUUUAUCCAGUGGUUGUUGAGCUACUGAUGUUCCUACAGUGGGGAGUUUGUAGAGGAGGACUUGUUCGCUGAAGGGGACUUUAGUUAAAGGUUUCUCAUCCAAAACAAUUUAGCUGCUUAUUAUCAAGCUUCAAAUCAGAUCAUUUGUGCCAUUCUAUGUUAAUUCUACACUGGAGGUGUGUAACCUACUAUCAAUGUUACUGGUCAGACUAGUUUGUGAUCACUUGACUUAAUGUUAGGCUUGGGCGGUAUACCUCAUACCAGGGUAUUUGGAAAUAGUCGGGAUGUUUUUUUCAAUACUGUUAAUAGCAUUGAACAUUUAAACUAUUUAUUUGAUGUUUUUCAAUACAUUUUCAUAUUUGUUGCUAAUUUUUAAGUAAAUACCCACACAGUCAACUUGUGCAAUACUUUAGGAGAUAAAGCAGGUUGCGUUCUUCAUUUCACCGGUAGUUCUUCAUUUCACAUAGGUCCCCAGAACAGUUGAGCCAAUCACGUUGUUUGUUUGUAAAUAGCACAACUGGAGAAAGCGGGAGGAGGUGAGAACAGCUGUGUAUUGACGAGUCGCGUUGUAUAUUGAAAGUCGUGUUUGUUUUUUGCUUCAAUAAAGUGAUCAGGGAAGUGCAACUAUAGUUUUCCUUCAGAAAAAAAUACGUUAGUGCAACACAUUAGGCAGAAAAAAAGCUUCAUUGUAAUCAGAUGACAAAAGUAGUGCAACGCUAUUUGGCUGGCAGUCACACAAGUAAAUGAGCUUGCAAUGAAAAAGCAAGGUAUUUUUUGCAAAAAUAAUGCAUGGCCAUCGUGUGCCUGUUUAUCAUAGAAAGAAUGUAGCCAGCUACAUUUCCUAAUGUUUUGUUUAAAGUUAAUAUUGGAGUUAAUCUUUUACCGAAGAAAAGUAGGCUGGCUACACCGAUAAAAGUAGCUUCACAUCAGUCAGAGCACUGUCUGCUGAUAUAAUGCCCAUUUGUGAAUUCUCAUCCGAGUGGAGAAGUGCAAUUGAAGCACAAAUUGAGUCUGAUGCAGAGCAGAAAUUACAUUAAGUAUCAUUUUACGUCUGCGUUUACAAAACGCUGCAAGAUAUUUAUUUAAAACAAUUUAAUUCUGCAUUAAAUUGGCUCCCGAGUGGUGCAGCGGUCUAAGGCACUGCAUCUCAGUGCAAGAGGCGUCACUGCAGUCCCUGGUUCGAGUCCAGGCUGCAUCACAUCCAGCCGUGAUUGGGAGUCCCAUAGGGUGGUGCAUAAUUGGGCCAGCGUCGUCCGGGUUUGGCCGGGGCAAGCCGUCAUUGUAAUUCAAAAUGUGUUCUUAACUGACGUGCCUAGUUAAAUAAAGGUAACAUUAUUUAAAUUAAAGUGACCCCUAAAUUUAACUUGCUAGUUAAUCUAAGUAAAUUGCUGAAUUAAUAAAGUGGAGGCAUCAUAUCGUGUUAGCUUUCUGCCGUGUUCUCCCAUCUUCUUAGAGCAGGCAGGCCAGUUGCCCUAGUGACUCCAGACAGGCACAAUGUGUAGUCUACACAUGCUGCUUCAGAGCCAGUACUGUUCUUCCUUCAGACAAGCAUGCAUCAGAACUUUGUUAAUUUGCACAGUGUCUCAUGUUCACAUUCACUUGUAAAUGUCCAAACUCACCAAAAAGAACAUUUGGUAGCUCCUAACUAUAUAUGUAUAACUUUAUGAGCUGUAUUGCCUGUUUUUGCAAUUCCUUUAUUUUCGUUGGUGCCCGUUAGCAUAUUUAGUCAGCCCCAUUGAAAUUCGCUAUUACCUGUGCUAACUUUGUUAGCAUUCUGUUAGACGCCCAAUGUUUGUUUGUUUUUGCGCCGCCUUGUGUACGAAGCCUGUAAUACCGUAUUAUCCCGGUAUGAGAAAAGGAUGGUAUGAUAUGAAAAUCUGGAUACUGCCCAACCCUACUGCAUGUUUGUGUUUAACAGAUUAUGGUAAGAGAUAGGAUUAAAGCUUGAUUACUCUUGUGUACUAAAUUGCUGCUCAAAGAUCAUGUGACAUUUUAAGUUUUGUCAAAAGUCCUGAAUGUUGCUGUUGGCAUGAUGUUUUUCCAACAAUCUGUUCUUUGAUUUUUACCUCACUAUUACUUAAUAGAUUUUUCCAUCCAAUGACCACCCUUCAUAACCCAUAUACCUGAAUAAAGUGGAAAUCCAUUGUC